Molecule: messenger RNA, 5031 nt
Organism: Homalodisca vitripennis (glassy-winged sharpshooter)
Lineage: Eukaryota; Metazoa; Arthropoda; Insecta; Hemiptera; Cicadellidae
Biological process (GO): cell-cell junction organization
Cellular component (GO): apical junction complex; plasma membrane
Source: RefSeq, a predicted model, not a curated record
CAGCGACUAUAUAACAUGUUAUGUGAUUGUUACAGAGAGUGGAGGCCAAGUGAGUGCACAGCAAGCGUUCCUGUUUUCCUGGAGACUAUCCUGGAGGAGACGAGCGAUGAUCUGCGGUCCGAGUCGUCCUGCUCGGGACCGGCGGGCUGGCCAGACAGCGACUCCGACACAGCCAGUGUCAUCCACGUCUGCAACUUAGGAGUGGGCCCGGAGUGGAGCGGGUCGGAGCGGGACCUGGCCGUGCCGUGUAAACGGAGACGACACAACUCAGACCCCGGAGUACACGAUGACGACGGUGACACUGACGACAGAGACGAGGGAGAGACUGUCACCUCGAGGUCCAGUAGUCUCCUGCAGUUUGAAACCCUGGAACGGCAUUGUGAGGACGUUUUCCGCACUACAGCUACCGCCGAACCUUUCCCGCCCUCUCCCUCCCAUGGUUCCUCCACCUUCAGCUUCGACUCUUUGGAAACCAGCCGCUGGCGCUUCUGCGGUUCUCAGGACAGUCUCGAGGACGACGCCUACAGCGAGACGUCCAGCAGCGACGCGUCCGGCUCUAGUGACGACGCCAUCAACAGGUCCUUCUCCUCAAGAAGCGGCGGUGGAAGUUUCCGGUCAUCGUCCGGUAUCCGCUCUUUCCGCAGUUUCGACAGUCUCGUGCUCUGUCAGAACUCGGAAAAGUCCGAGAACAGUUUCCUCAGUGGUGAGCUGUCACAGAGUCUCAACAACACGUCGCUGACCGGCGAAGAACAGGAACCGGUCCCGACUCCCCGUGGAAUGUACAAGACUGUGGAGUGUCUCACGGAGGUGGCACCUCACGUGGCGUGUAGCCGCACUCCUGUCUCGUUGCCACCCGACGACACGGUUAACAGCAACCGAGAUGAAAGCAAGGACACUCAGGACGUUAUCAAGGGUUCCGAGAGAUCUGCCGAAAACUUAAGUGAAGACAGUGGAUUCGGCGAGCACAUGUCCACAUCUAACCUGACACACGAGCGGGCCGUGGACGAGAGUGCGGGAAGCGGCGGAGACAGCGGCACCGGCAGCAGACGAGGGUGGGACGCGACUUGUGACGCGCGCGCUAAAUAUAACCGCGUCAACUGGCAAAGUGCCCCUGAUCUAGCCGUGCCGCCACAGUGCGAGAGGAGGACCAGUGUACCCAACUUGUACUCCUUCGCGGGCAGCAAGUCGCUCGUCAUCAACUACGUGCAGAGGCAAGAAGAUGAGGAGAUAGCUGUUAUCCCGGAGACCAAGUCGUUCACAGUGAAACGGGACAAGAUGGCGAGCACCCCGGAUCUGUUCUCGACCACCGAGGCGUUCCUGGCCCACGAGAGAAGGAGUGAAUUGAGGCAAAGCACGGGGUCGCUGCCCCGCGGAAAGUACGGCAGUGCGUCACGGCUCAGCACGACCACGGGCUCCUCGCGAGGAAGUCGCGGCAGCAAUAUACAGAUAACUACCAGUUUCGUGAAUCUCGCCAACAGUGGCAGUAACAGCGGAAGUGUUCGAGGCGUACAUUUUUGUCCUGUUGUGUCGGAAGUGAGCUGGCAGGAGACCAGCAGUGGCAGCGACAGUGACAGCAGAGACGAGGACGACUUCCGGACCGGCAGCGAGAGUUCCACGCCGCCCUUCGAGCAGCUGGUGGAGCGCCUCAGGGCUUCGCCCGUGCGCAAGCCGGCUUACCACACCGACAGCAGUGCCGAGCGUAGGCGAGUGAUAGAAGAGCUCCACGCACUGAAGCUAGAGAAGGAGAAGGAGAAGGCCCCGCCCCGGCGUCACGUGGGCCCGGCCUCGGCCCCGUCACCACAGUCGCUGUCAGUGCCUAGCGAGCGGCCGGCCAUGGAGGAGCAGCCCGUCAAGAAGAAACAAGGCCUCGGCGGCUUCUUUCAGCGCUUCUCUUUCCGACGACUGAGUGGCCGCGAUAAGAAAAAAGACAAGAAAAAGAAGACUCUGGUGAACAGUUCGACGUCGACACAGUCACACGCGAAAGUGCGCGACCGCGAUGAGGAAGACUUCAAGAUCAUCCCGCUACAUCCCCCCGGCGCGAGUGCGGUACCACCCCCAACGGCCACCCCCGCAGCCCCCGCCGCCACCCCCCAGACACGCAGGCCCCAGCCCAGUCCCGUCAUGGCCACCCUGACGGCAACCCGCGGGCUGCUCGAGACCGACCUCGACUCCGACAUAGCCCCGGCCAACAAGAAAACGAGGAGUUUGUUAAAUUUAGACAAUGGACGUAACGCGUUGAAACCGUGUCCCGUGCAAAGAGAGGAUUCUAAGGAAAGUGACUCGAGAGCCAAGUCGAUGGAGUUCCUGUUGGACAAGGAGAACCAAGCAGCUAUCCAGCCGCCAGAGAAUGAACUGCAGAAGGUGGGCGGCAGUGAGCGCAUGAUGUCAGAGCACCAGCUGCGAGUGCAGCGGUCACUGCAGAAACUGAAUGUGCCUGAAUGGUACCGCAACUCACAACUGCCUGCUCAAGGUUUCCUGCUGAAGCGCAACAGUGAUGCUGGGAUCAACAACGCAGGCUGGCAGGGACUCAAUAACAAGACCACCUCACUGUCCAGUCUUGGCUCUACACAAUCAGCUGCACCACGCAGUCCUAAUAGUCACGCACUUAGUCCGAGUCCGACGUCACAUGUGUUCUCACGGUGGAGUACGAGUAGACUGAGCAGUGGUGCUACCUCAACUAGCACAUCACCGUGUGGGUCCACUCGCUCCAGCUUCAACUACCGGCAGCCUUAUCUGGGGUGGCGGUCACAGGAGCGGUUGGCACGUCCGCGCACCCCUGCCGAGCGAUUAGCUGCAGAUCUCCUGGCUCACAAGAAACAGGAAAGUGGGCCAGCAGUGAAUGCUCCCAACCUCAAUGAAGUGCGUACUUCAAUAAAGGAGGUGACAUCUGCAAUCGUGCACUAUGUAUCAGGCACUAAGGACUCGACGGACAGACUGUCGCCAGCACUUAACCCUCGCUGGGACCGAGACACUAGUUCAUCCAGGUCAGCGUCUCCACGUGGGAGUACUGGGCGAUUGUGUUGGCUAGAGAGUUCGUUUGUCGGCAGUAGACCAUUGGACGUCCCGGAGACUCCAGCGUCAACCACCACCACGGGCCAUGACCUCUACCUUGACCUCAACAACCACUCGACUAGCACGCAGGCGAACGGGCCUCGAGAAGCAGUCCGCACUAGACCCAGCCCAAGCACUACUACCAUGGAGGACGUCUUGGACUCCCUGCUGGGCCUCCCCCCCGCCUCCCGCUCCCCCUCCCCUUCCAGCCCUUCCCUCCCCACACAGCGCCGGUCCUGCGGGGAUCUACACCAAGAGUCAGCUAGCAGUGGAGGGGAGGGGGCUCCUUUCGAACCAGAAAUGGGGAGGCGCCGUAGUGAAGGAUUUGAUCCAAAGUUCACAUCAGCCCCGAGAGGUCGUAGAGUUUCUUUUGAAGUUGAAGGAAAUGGACUUGUCCGCUGUCGAUAUUCUAAGUGCGGAAAGACAUCCAAUGUUACAGAUGCACGUAGAACAUUUAAAACCUGUCAUAAUUGUGCUCAUGUCUAUUGUUCGAGGGAGUGCCGUAGAGCCCACUGGGAGAAACACCGAAAGACUUGCCUACACUCACGGGUCGGAGCACUGUGCCGCCGCGUACUCUCCACAGUCAAGGAGGACUCGGAAACCUUACACCACAUUUCUCUGUUGGCUCGUAGGGGCUUCUUAUCUCGAGGUAGAGGUGCGGUUAAGAGUUUUUUUUCUAGUCCUGAACUAGCUGAAAGGUUCGUUUCUAAUGGAUUACCAGAUAUGGGAGAACCUACCUAUAUCAGGUGGGCCGAUUUGUUACCUAAUGAAAUGGGACCAGAACUAUAUAAAGAGCUCUUAAGGCUUUGUAAAUCAUACAAUCCUGAUACUAGAUUAGUUUUAUAUGUUGCUGUGUGUGUGGUCAGUGAAGUUCCAACCAGUGGAGCUGUGAAGUGGGAACGUCAGCUGGUAUCCAGAUGUGCCAAACUGAGACUUAGUAAACCUUUAAUUCCACCCAAACAGCCAGCAGCAAAUAUCACCAGAGAUAGUGAAGAUCCCGAAACUCUGAUUCUGACCUCAUUACCAGGAGUCAGCCAAGGUAACCAACGAGCGAGGCAGAUCAGCUUCACCAACAUUCAACGUCAUCUCAGGCAGCGAGGCGUCAGUUUACGGAAACAGUUCCCAGAAGUGUACCAACGCUUGUGUGCUUAUGUGGAAGGGUCCUCUGAGAGGUUCACUCCAGUCACUAUCUAUCCAAAAGACUCCGCUACAGGGAAAAGCUUCAUGUGUAUAAUUAUGCCAGACGCUGAACCAGAAAAACUUGAAUUGUUACCAACUGACAGCACAAGGGUUCAGACUAUCGAUAUUAGCCAAGAGACACAAGUAUCUUAAAUUGUUUUAUAGCUUAAUAUACAGCGGAAAUACUAAUACUUAUGAAUAAUUCUUACUACUAACAAUCAGCUAAUGAUAUUUACUAUUAUUUUAUUUCUGCGUAAAUUGUUAUGCAUUCAUAAAAAGAAUUUUUCAAUUUAUCAUAGCUUUGGUUUACAGUAUCUUUAUCAGCUAAAACAUUUAGAAGAAAACAGUGAACAAAAUUGUAACUUGGAUAUCAGCCAUAAUUCCUUGGUUGAAUUUCUGUCCUAAAAUGGAAUAUCCUGCUUGUAAAACGGUUGAAAUGUCAAUUUGAAUGUUGUUUUUUUAAUGAAAAAAAGAACUGAAACAAAUUAUGUGCCAAAAAUAAACGAUAAAGUUUUUUUAUAACUAGUGACAUACCAAUAUCUGUAUUUUUAUGUUUUAUCCAUAAGUGCAAUGUCACUGUAUACAGGGUGUUCAGAAUUAUUGAUGCAAAUUUCACUGAAUUAUUGUUCUAUUAAUUUUAUUAAUCUGCCUAUAGUGAAUUAUUUUAGUUUAACUAGGAAAUCUCAGUGGCAAACUGCAUUGAUUCCACUAUUAUUUGAAGUAAACUAUUCAUCCUAAUAAUAUUAUAAAUGUGAAAGUGCCUUUCUUUGUUUGUUUUGAUUCACGUAUAAACUAUUCAAC